GAUAGUAGAGUUUCUUAGGGUUUAUAAAUGACCGGUCUUAAAGGAACCAGAGAAGUAAUUUACACGUAUGCUCCACCUCCUAACGGUCGAAACCUACAUGAAAACGAGAGAUUUGAAGUUAGACUUGCAGCUGACAGAGAUAGACAAGAGAGAGGAGGGAGAGAUAGCAGGCAAGCAAUGACGAAAAGGAGGCAGUUCUCUGUGGCCUGUUUGCACUGAGUGGACUGUAACUGGGAUGAGAGGCCUGGUGAGCUGGAGUCUGACUUCCUGUUAGCUGAGGGUGAGGUGGGCAUGUAAAAAAAAAUAAAAAAAUACAGAAGUAUCCAAAAGAAAAGAGAAACUUUCCUGUUCUUGUUACACCUGUUGCCAUAUCAGACUGCUUGAUGGCUGUUACCCAGGCUGUGCUCCCUUCCUUCAGCUCCUUCUCCAACCUCUCUCACUCCACUGACAAUAUGAAAGUGUGUAAGUCAGAUGGGUCUCUCCCUUUGGACUCCCCAAGCACUAAACUGUCACCAAAGAGCUCUGAGCAACUGCAGGUCUCUGAACAAAUGGCAGAGGAGCUCCUGGAUGAUGACAGCCAAGCAUCAUGGGACAUUGAGUUUCUGCUGUCAGAGUGGCGCAGCCCUUCCCCCGACCCUAGCCCCUCUCUCAACAACAGCAACCAACUGCUUCCGCAGUUUGACCCAAACACUGCAUACCAAGAGACGAGUGUGCUUAAGGACCCAUCAGGACAGGAGAGUCUGCAGAUGAACAGCGGCAGCCUCAUGGCUGAGCUCAUGUCCCCUGCUGAAACCACCACAGUCCAGCCAGAGCUGUACCAGCGUAGUUUUAAUGAUGAUCAAACAGGUCGAACUUUAUUUUCUAAUGUGCAUAACGUAAAUCAGUUUGACUUCUCCCAAGGAGGAAGUGUUGAAAGACACAGCAGAGGAAGCCUCAGUAAGGUUGCAUCAUGGGACUUCAACCCCUACUAUCACCACCACCACCAACAGCAACAGCCUCCCGUGGUGGCCAUCCCUGAAAACAGGUUCAUCCGACCUCAGCCUGUGACUCCUGACCCUCGACACUACCGCUACUUGCCCCACUUUAACCACACUGCCAGCCUUUACUGUGACUACAACCACAGCCAGGGGCAUUUGCCCCUGCACCAGCAGCCUCUGCUGGUUGGACAACAGGUGCCCCCUAGUGGGUUGGAAGGGAAGCGUGGCAGAAGAGCUACGGGGAAAAAGAGACCAGCCAUCCACAGCUGUGAAUACCCCGGCUGCAGCAAGACCUACACCAAGAGCUCGCACCUCAAGGCUCACCUCCGCACCCACACAGGUGAAAAGCCUUACCACUGUUCAUGGGAGGGCUGCAGCUGGAAAUUUGCCCGCUCGGAUGAGCUGACACGUCACUACCGCAAGCACACGGGUCAGAAACCGUACCAGUGUAUGCUCUGUCAGAGAGCCUUCUCUCGCUCAGACCACCUGGCUCUGCACAUGAAGAGACACAACUAACGCUCUCGCAUAUACACAAAUCUACACCUCUGCCAUUAUAGGACAUUUUAAUUAAAAAGUAGACAAAUUUUGUCUGAAUGUAGGACCUCAAAACUCAUCCGGUGUAGAUGUUUUUGGUAUACUUACAAAACAAAUGAGAUAGGUCUAACUCAAAAUCUAAUUGAAAACCCUUCAGCUUCAGAAAUGAUUGAUAUCCGUCACUCAAAGAGUGACCAUUAGUAAUUGCUGAAGCACCGGUAAUUAGAGGAGUACUCCACAGAAAAAAGAUGGAGCAGGGGACUUGCUGCAGGCAUUGUAGCAAGUUUAUCUCCUUUGUCUCUCUCUAUUACACAUAUUUUAAUUUUGAGAACCUUCAGUGGUGUUUCCCUGUUCUUGAAGGGCACCACGUCUAUUUUUAUUAUAAAACUCUGCUGUAGUAGCAUUGCAUGAGUCACAGUUCAAAACAAAACUUCAUCUUAUAUUAAAUCUUGGUGCAACGCCUCAUGUUAUCCCUGGUCUCAAAGAAGCCAGCUUUACCAUGACUGGCUGCUCGUGUGGGGCUUUUGUGCUAAGAUGACCGUUUUAGAGAUAUCUACCUCUGUGACAUCAUACAAAAGAAGUUGUAGAAACUGAAAGUCUGACACCUGAACAUUUAGCUGAUAGGAUUACUCACACGUACACUGACCUCAAUACGUGAAACCUUAGCCUUAUUUAACAUGAGCAUCCACCAUUGUUGACAGACAAUAUUAGAUAGGCAGAUAAUAUUGGGUACCCUUUAACCAUCACAUCUACAUAUCUGAGCACAACAGUUACCUUAAACCUUAAAUCAAAGUCCUAACUUAACCUGGCAGCAUGUCAACCAGAAGAAGACAACCUUUGUAAAAUAAGCAUGUCUAAAACUAUAAGAGCCGCUUUUACAAACACUAUACACACUGUGGGUUUACAGACAGUGGACUUAAACACUAACAAAAGACCUAAAAGUGUUUGUAGCAUUGGUUACAAGAUGACACACAACAGUGUAUCCAGAACUCACAGCUUACGAAGAAAGCCACGAGUGCUUAUUAGCCAUGCUUAAUUAUGUCAGCACUGAGAUGAUAUAGUCAUCUCAAAUUCUGUUCCCCUUACAGGCAAAGCAAGAGGAAGUACUGAUAUUUGGCAGAUUUUGGCCAAGUGCAAAUAUCAAUGUUUAAUUUAAUUUAAUUUUUUUAAUUCCCACCUUUUUGUGCAAGGGAAAGAAAGAAUACUGCACUGCAGUAUGAUUUUAUGUCCUUACAAAGUAUCUGAUAACUAUAAAUCUAUUACACUGGGUUCUAUACAGUUUAAAAGGACCACAAAACUGAUGUGACACAACAGUUAAACAUCAUGCAGUCAGAAAGAGAAACACUGACCCAUACUCAUGAGCUGGUGUGUCCAAAGUGGUAAUAGAAAUAUGACUUAAAUUAUAUGUGAAGCAAACUAAUAUUGGUUUAUUUUUUUAAACAUAUUUUUAUUUAAAAAUAAGCAUUUGCUAAAGCUGUAAAUAAUCAGUAUUUUUCUGAGCUCUCUAUUGUCAUUAAAAACUAAGCAACAUAUUUAUUGUCACGAUCUUUUACAACAGCAGAAGAUACUAUAUUAUUUGUAAAAUAUUUUUAUUUCAAAAGAGCGUUGUUAGCAUUGUUGUGUUAAGAAUUUUUAAGAUUGUUUUAAUUCCAACAAUAAAGACUUUUAAUUCUGUAAAACUGUUGGUCAGUCGAGCCUGAUUUAAAAAUAAAUAAAUAAAAAAUAAAUACAAAUAAAUCACAAAACCAUAAAGCUGGGACUUCAAAAUUAUUGAGAAAUACUAUGAUAUUUGUCAGCAAUGGAAUUUUUUUUUUUGUUUAAUGGUUUAUUAGUUACUUUACUACUCUUUUUGCACAAUAAGCCACGAUUUAUGUCCUUGUCAGUACUGCAAAACUGCAUUUUUCAGUCAUUAGUACAUCAAACUGGACCCUCCAGUGGGCCGGUUCUGGUCCGUGGGCUGAAUGUUUUAUACUCCUGCCCUUAAAUAUUGUUUGCUUUACAGCAAGAUUAGGAAGAAUUGUCCGUUUCAAGUCAUUUGGGGUUUUCAAAGAAAGUGAAAACACAUUUUUCAUUUUCCAUGAGAGAGAAAGCACUAUGUUUGAUAUCAGCAUUUGACCUCUAGAUGUCAGUGUUCUGUUAUCACGUCGGUCCUCCAGGCUGCAGGCAGGUAUCAGCAGGCUGUAGGCGGCUGUGUCUGCUGUGUUUCUAAUCUGGGUAAGGGUGAGGUAAGGAUGGGGAUCUGCUUAUGUAACACGGUGCACUGAUUCAUCCUGAUUAUGUCAGAUGAUGGAGUUCAUCAUCACAUUAAGAAGCUUCCUCUCCCUCCAUCUAACAAAUAUAUAGAAUGUUGUGUAUUGCAUACCCUCAGGGAAGACAAACAGACUCACAACCUCACACACUUACCAGCAUCUACAACACAUGCUUAAGCAUACACAUUCAGCAAUGAAUCUGCACUGCUUUGUAAACAAAGUUAGAAAAAACCACUGCUGACCUAAUGUGAUCCACAGCAAAGCAUUAAUAUUGACAGUAUUUUUAGUUGCAUAAAAGAUCACAGAGAUUCUGAGGCUUUGGUAAAACCUCAAAAAACAAAAACAAACCAAAAAAGAGAGAGGGUUUGGUGCAUGAACAUAUUUUAAAAUGAGAGAUAUUCAUUUUAAAAUCAUUUAUUGUAAUUGCAAGUUUCCACUCUGUAAAUGGAUUUAACUUCCAGAGCAUGAUACUGAAGUGAUGUAAUUUUGUACAAAAGCCUGUUUGUAACUUUUUAUAAGCUUACAUGGAAAUACUAAGUUCUUCGACAGAUUCAAUAAAAUCCACGAAAUUCCUCUUUAAUAAUAUGGAAGUCUGACGUACAGUUAAUUUAACCCUCAUGUUCUGGAUUUUCUGGUAUGUGAACAGGAACAGUUAUAUCUUUACCUCUCAUGAGACCAGUUAUGCAAUCAUACAAAUGUUUUGCAGGAGCCCAACCAAGUCAAGGGUUAGUUUUAGAGUUUGCUCUGUACUAGCGAUUAAGACUGAGCUGCUGCAGCUAGGUCCACUUUGAUGUGCUACCAUGGCUAAAACUGGGUUCUUAAUCCUGCUAAUCGGGGACAACAUAAUGAAUGUUGAGCAGAGACGUUAACUAGCUAGUACAUGCAUCAACACAUAAAUGCCUUAGUCAGAGCCUGAAAUAGCUACAUGAAGUUAAUAGUAAAUGAUGCCUUUUAAUCUAAGAGCUAGAAAGUCCUUAAAAGGGACCUAAUAUGCUCAUUUCCAGUUCCAUAACUAUGUUCUUGGACUCUAUUAGGGUAGCUUUGCAUGACCAACAGUUCAAAAUAAACCUUAUUUACCUUGUGCUUGGUCUUGGUGCAGGCCUCCCAGUUUAUCAUGGUCUACCAUAACCUGUUUUGCCUUCCAAAAAACAGAAGGCUUGAACAGCAGGUCGGCGGGGCUUCUGUGCACACAGCCAGAGCUGUGUUCUUGAGAUGAGCAUUUUGGAGACUAUUUGCAGAUACACUUAAUGCAUUAUUUGAAAUUUUGGUCAGAAUGAGGUCAGAAAUGAAAUGAGCAGAGCCAAUGAGAACUACAGAAGCGAAAUGAUAAGAAUUUAGUGAUUCCGAUUCAUUAUUGAUUCUCUUAUUCUCUUUACUUUGAUAGUAAACACCAUCGCUAAGCAGCAUAUCAAAGACAUUCAUGCAAAUUAAUGACAUGUCGUGGGUCAAAUGCUUGUUCAUGUUGGAGGUAUUUCCCCUCUUUAUUGUGAUCACCAUUGGGGUCAUUACUCAAAAAAGGUAAUAUAUUGUACAGAACAUUUUUCAGGUAGAAAUAGAGGCUGCAGCCUGACUGCUCAUCUGUUUGUUAUCUGUUGAAGUUCAGAGUCUGGCUCCUGUGCCGGGGCUGCGCUGGGUUCUUGGCUAGCUUUGCGUUAGCAUGCUGUCUGUGUAGAUCAGGCUUGGCCAACUCCAGGCCUCGAGGGCCAGUGUCCUGCAAGUUUUAGA
This is a messenger RNA of Haplochromis burtoni (Burton's mouthbrooder), 5485 nucleotides long. RefSeq names its product Kruppel-like factor 1 (erythroid) (gene klf1). The transcript is spliced from 3 exons. The coding region runs from base 384 to 1493 and encodes 369 amino acids. Gene Ontology annotation, biological process: regulation of transcription by RNA polymerase II. Gene Ontology annotation, molecular function: RNA polymerase II cis-regulatory region sequence-specific DNA binding; DNA-binding transcription factor activity, RNA polymerase II-specific. NCBI's taxonomy places the organism in Eukaryota, Metazoa, Chordata, Actinopteri, Cichliformes, Cichlidae. The record is from RefSeq and is a predicted model, not a curated record.